AUGACUGGCCCAGUCUCGUCUAGCUCCUAUAAUAUCGUCGAUGACGAUGAAGACGAGGCUUGGGAGGAUAUCCCUUUGAAUGAGAUUGAUGAGGCUACCCAGGAAAACCUGGAUGGAGUUGAGGGCAUGCUCAACUUUGACGUUGACCUUGAUAACCAGUUGCCGACCAUUAAUGUUGCUGAGCAGUCGAAUGCGAUUAUCGACAAGAUGAUCCAGGAAAACCAGAUCCGAGAAUACCAGUUCUUCCGUGAUACCUGGGAGAUGACUCUUGAGAUACUUUACAUCAAGGUCAAGCGGCUGAAUAGCAAUCCUGCCUUUACCCUAGCUGCGAUGGAGGAUUAUGGCUUCAUUCGACCUGGCUUUAAAUUUCCAGUAGCUGGCGACAUCUUCACCAAAGAGGAAGUGCUUCUUUGGUUUGCACUCGCCAAGUACUGGCACCUGAACCGCUUGUCUAAGAAGAAGAAGAUACGCCUGGUUCUUAAUUCUUCUGUCAAGAAGAAGAAGACCCAAUUCGCACUCGCGCACCGCCCAGCCAUCAAGAUUCAAGGAUCUCUCUUCACUACAGCUCAGCGCCGAUAUGCCUCCACUCCAAAGCCUUCAGUGAAGGCUAUGUUCUCUGAGAUCAGUGACUCGAUGAUCAAGAAAGGUGUUUGGGAGCUUCUGGGCCCUGCUGAAGUUUGGGAAGAGUUUACUGCUCUCGAUAAAACAGCUAACAUCUUAUCUGCGAUGGAUAAGAAGUUCUCAGCUAUACUAAAGCUGAUACCAUUCUUCCUGAAGCUUGACCUUGCUCGGGAUAAAGCGCCAUACAACUGGCGUCAGGUCUAUGAGUUGGCUCAGAAGCUAACUCGUUUGCUUGACUUUUCUCUAUAA
This is a messenger RNA of Colletotrichum truncatum, 870 nucleotides long. The record is from RefSeq and is a predicted model, not a curated record. NCBI's taxonomy places the organism in Eukaryota, Fungi, Ascomycota, Sordariomycetes, Glomerellales, Glomerellaceae.